UUCACAGCGAGAAGGUGAAACCAGCGGCUAGGGCACUUCUCUGUCUGUCUGCAGGCAACCUGAUCGACUAGCAUCACCAACGCCCAUAAAGUAGCAAUAUCCAGGAAAUAAAGCUAGCAGCUAGAAGAACAGCCGCUUCCUCCGCACCAUCCGACCGGCUCAGUUGUUGCAGUGCAGUGGUCGUGAUUUUGGACCUGAGCCUUUUGACACCGUUAUCAGCUUGAGUUCUCUCAUGUAUCACAUGUAGUGUACAAGUUAGCGGCUUCUUUCUCACUGUGCGGCUAGCUCUCCCUCUUUGGACUGAUUCACUGCGACUGUUUGACUUCUAUACGAAAAAUGGCAACCCAGAUCGAUAAAGAGGCUUGCAGAGAGGCUUACAACCAAGUCAGAGACGAUAACACGGACACUAGCUGGGCUGUGUUUAAAUAUGAGGGCUCCAUGAUCCUGCCUGGAGGAACAGGGACGGACUAUGAGGACUUCAAGAGUUUGUGCACAGAUGACGCUCGUCUGUUCGCCUUCGUCCGGAUCACGACGGGAGACGCCAUGAGCAAACGGGCCAAGUUCACCCUCAUCACCUGGAUCGGGGAGAACAUCAGCGGGCUGCAGCGCGCCAAGAUCAGCACCGACAAGGCGCUGGUCAAAGAGAUUGUGCAGAACUUUGCCAAGGAGUUCAUGUUCAGCGAUCCCAGGGAACUGGACGCAGACAACAUCCGCUCAGAGCUGAAGAAGGCCGGUGGAGCCAACUACGACGCUCAAGCCGAGUAGAGAAGUGCCAUGGUCCACUGGAAGGGUUUGGGGGGGGGGGGGGGGGGUUGGUUGUGGUCAGGGUACGGUAGGGUGGGGCGGGGGGGUUGGGGCAGGGCAGUUUCCUCUUGGGAGAGCGAGGCAGGAUAGGGAGGGGGGGGGGCUUGAAAAAGGGAAUGCACGCACAAACGAAGCAGAGGUGCACCAGCAGCUUUCACAUGGUGACCAAACACUUUAAUGCAGCCUUUAGGAAACAGUAGAUUAUAAAUCCUUCCCUAGUGACUGAUUUCCUCUCAGCAGCAGCCUUGACACACAUCUGGUUACCGUAGUUACAGAGUAGUAUUGGUACAGAUGCUGUUGGUGCACCUCUGAUAUGAGAACAUCUGGAUAACGGCGUUUAUAUACUUUAUUUUAACAGUGUGAGCUGCACUGCCCAGCUACUUGAAUCCUUUUGUGUAUUUGGAAAAAAAAAUACAUCCACAUUUUAGGACAGAUUAGAAGCACAUUGGAAUAUCUUCCUUGAGAACCUACAUUUUUAAGAAACCUUACCAUGGUGACACUCAAGAUCGUUACUUUAAUGCCGUUUUUUUUCGGGACUUUUUUGUCUUUAUGAUAACUCGUUAGCAGCUGAUUAGCUGAGCACACAGGGACAGAUAACCUGGCUCUGUCCAGAGUAACUACCUCUGCCUACCACCACCUCCAGAGCGCAGUAUAAAAAUGAAACCAGGAAGUCACCGUUCUUGCACGUAACCCACUGUGAGAUGGCAAAUUUCCAUUUUUAUAAUUAGUUUUGCACCAUUUGAACAAAUGAGAUGUAUUAAUAAAGGAACUUUAGAGAGCUGCUGGUGGAUAUAUUCAUUUAUGUCAGUACCAGGCUAACUCCUCUCCCCUGUUUUCGGCCUUUGUGCUAAUCUAAGCUAAUCAGCUGUAUCUUCAUAUUGAACGGACAGAUCAUCUACCCUCAAGGAACAACAAGCUUGCAAAUGAGCAGAUUCACAAAAUGUCCAACUGUUGUCCAGAGAUUAUACAGUUCUGUUACUUUAUUGGGUGUCUGCAUUCACUGGAGUUAAAAUCAAGUAUAUAAACGCUCUUAAAGAUCACAACCUGCCUCCCUCCUCUCCUCCCCUCCGCCCUCUCCCCGGUCAGCUCCUGGUUGGUGAUUUACUGUGCCGUAUGUAACAUCUCAAACUCAUUCUCACCUCAGCCGGGCUGCAGCUGAGCAAUACGACGUUACAUCAAGGCUUCAGCACUGUUCCCUAGGAAUCAUCUCACAUAAUGAGGAUGAAGGGGUUCACUUUGGAAUGAGGCUCUUAACUCACAGGCGUGUGUUUGCCACCAGAGCAUGCUCUUAGUCAUGAUACACUGUAAAAAAAAAAGGGGGAAAAGAUCUCCACUUUCUAACAUCCUUGGUGAUGGCUGCUGGCUUGCUUUGUGUAAUCUUGAGUCAUAUUUAGCCUCCUCUUCAUUCUCAGCCGGGCAGCUGUGUUAGGAUUACAGCCUCCAUCCGGUCCCACUGUCAUUCAGCCUGUCUGCAGACCUGUGAACUCCUAUUUUAAUAGUCCAGAUGUGUCUUUUUGUAGGUGUGAUCUUAUUGGACCUUAUUUUGAUGUACUUCCUUAUUCCACUUUCAGUUGGAUAGGAUCGAUGUUAGCCAUUUCCAGUGCUGGGGCAGAGUUUGUAGAAGGGUACACGGCAAAAAAAGGAGACUCUUGGAGGCUUUCUGCCUGUAGAUAUUAGGCCAUAGAAAUACAAGUUUUAUAUCGACCCGUCAGCAGCACUUGUAGUCAAGUAUUGAAUGUUUUUCCACGUCUCAAAGGAUUGUGGGGAUGGAGAUCUUUUCCCCUGGUGUUUCAUCUCACAUAGACCACUAAAGGUGUCCAUGCCUAUUGUAACCUACUGUGUUUGGCUGCCUUAGCCUCCCAAAUGAGAGAGGGGCAUCAUGGGAGCUUGUGAACUCUACACUGUGAUUGGCUACCGUCCUUACAUAGGGGUGGGACUCUGAUCUGCUCAUGGCUCAUUACAACGUGGGCCUGGGUUCAUCAUCCCCCUCCCCCCACCCAGGAGAAGUCAUUUGUCGGGUGUAGCAACUCUGUUUAUUUCAACCCUCUCUCCCCCCCCCUGCAAAAAAAUGGAUGUUUUUUCUUGUACCUUUUAUGUUUUUGAGAUGAAUUUUAUUUUCUCUGAAGAGUUUUACCUUAUGAUUUUAUUUUUAAGAGCAUUGUUAUCGAGGUCAUUGGCAAAAGAGAUUUUCAAAAAAAUAAUGCAAAAAAAAGAAAAAGAAAGAAAGUGGGCACAAGAUCAGUCAUUUCAAAAUAAAAAUUGAUGUUUUUUUCCAAAA
Eleginops maclovinus (Patagonian blennie) is the source of this 3082-nucleotide messenger RNA. RefSeq names its product coactosin-like F-actin binding protein 1 (gene cotl1). The coding region runs from base 337 to 765 and encodes 142 amino acids. The record is from RefSeq and is a predicted model, not a curated record. Gene Ontology annotation, cellular component: actin filament; site of polarized growth; cortical actin cytoskeleton. Gene Ontology annotation, biological process: regulation of actin filament polymerization. Gene Ontology annotation, molecular function: actin filament binding. NCBI's taxonomy places the organism in Eukaryota, Metazoa, Chordata, Actinopteri, Perciformes, Eleginopidae. The transcript is spliced from 4 exons.